AUAACUCAUCAUCAUCAUCAUUAAUAUAAUUUUCUUUUUCUUUAACAUUUGGUUUAUAAUAUAAAGUACUUGUAGUCAUACGUGAAAGCAUUUCUUUGGAUGGCUUAAAUUUAAUGCAAUUUCAAUUGGAAAUAACAUGUUGACUAGCUAAUAAUAUUCCACGCAUUGUUGGUACAGCUAAUUUAUUUCUUAUUUUUGUUUUAGCCAAGUUAAUUUUACUGAAAGUUUUCUCACUAUCAGCAUUACAACUAAAUUAUGGUAUAUGGUAAAGUCGUUAUGGUAUAUGGUAUGGAAGAUCAAAAUAUGGUAAAAUGAUUCAGCUGUAUUUGAGUCACGCAAAAUAGAUGGUAUAUCCAUGUUUCUCAAUUCCUCAGCUGUACUGAGAGACACACUGCGACAAUUUGGAGAGUGGCUGAGUGGCAUUAAUGAUCGAUAAUGAAGAGAGCACGUUUGUCACAAAAUAGAUAGAGUCGAAUAGAAAUGAAUAAUAAUAAUAAUUUUGAUUGAUAAUAAUGUCAAUUAAUGAGAUACUUCAUUGACAAUAAGUCAAAUUACACUGAAUGAAAGGCCAAUUAUCACUGAAGAUUGACCGUGUGAAUGAUUAGAGAUAUCACCCUUAUGUAUUGAUUUGAAUAAAUAACUCUUAUUGUGUUGGCUAAUUAUGAUAACUAUCAAUCAAAACUAACCUUACUCUAUCCAGUGUAUGGUUAAUUUUCAAUUGUUUAAUAAUUCAGAGCUUAUAUAGAGUGAUUAUUGAAUUAUAAAAGUACACAAAACUUUACACCCUGGUUCAAGUACUUUUGUUUAGUCCAGAAAUAAUGAUAUAUGCAAUUUUUAAUUUGAUGCUAACUGACAAGGCAUCUUUUAAAAAAUUUUUUAUUUAUCAGCGACAUAUUUGACCUAUUGAUGAUCAUCAAAAUGCUGUCCAACUAGUACACCAAAAUGAUCAUAAACCAAUGAAUAAUAUGAUGCCACAUAUUGGGCUUAUCAUUGAUCAUCAAAAUGCUGUUCAACGAGUACAUCUAAAUGGUCAUGAACCAAUGAAUACUAUGAUGGUUUGAAAAUCCAGGAAUGCAUCAUGUCCCAGCACCACCAGUCAAUGAACCUCAUAGAAAUUUUAUUCACCAAGUCAAUGAUCGGAUCGGUGGCAAUGUCGAUCGUACAAACGAUCGGCGUUGGACUCAUUUACACGGAGAAGUAUACAUACGAACUGAUAGACUUCGUUUCCUUCGUUUAGAUUCUCCAAGAGCUAAAACUGCCAGUUCGCAGCUUAUAAAAAUGCUAGUUCCUCAAGAAGUUCUACAAACUCAUUCAGUUUCUUGUAAAAGAUCUCCAGCUCUUCCAGAUAGAGGUGCCAAACCACCCCUGGAUCCAAGAUUAAUUGAAGCUAUAUAUCAAUAUGUCAUUACUUAUGUUGAACCAGGAGCACGAAAGUCAUCCAUCACAAGUGGAAUAACAUAUGCCUGUAACAAUUCAACUAGAAAUAAUCGUAGAAUUGCUAAUAAUGGUCGACAAUAAUUUUUGUGCAAGACUUUAAAUCUUUUUUUUUU
This is a messenger RNA of Aphidius gifuensis, 1550 nucleotides long. RefSeq lists its product as uncharacterized. Gene Ontology annotation, molecular function: DNA binding. NCBI's taxonomy places the organism in Eukaryota, Metazoa, Arthropoda, Insecta, Hymenoptera, Braconidae. The transcript is spliced from 5 exons. The record is from RefSeq and is a predicted model, not a curated record. Bases 1072 to 1518 code for a protein of 148 amino acids.